AUGGAAAAUCAAGCCCACGAUAGCGGUAGUAGGCGCAGCGGUGGUUCGGAAACUGAGAGAAACGAGCCGGUUCGAUCCCGGUGGACGCCGAAGCCAGAGCAAAUCCUAAUACUUGAGUCCAUCUUCAACAGUGGGAUGGUGAACCCUCCAAAGGAGGAAACAGUGAGAAUCAGAAAACUGCUAGAGAAAUUUGGUGCAGUUGGUGAUGCUAAUGUUUUCUACUGGUUCCAAAACCGUCGGUCAAGGUCCAGACGCCGGCAGCGCCAAAUUCAGGCCAGUCUUAGCAGCGGUGAACAACCACAAACUCAGCCGUGGACUGGCUGUUGUGAUUCAAUCCAGUAUGAAAACACUACUUCAGCAGGUUCUUCGCCCUCCUUCUAUAAUUUCCCUAUGUCCUCGAGCUCCUGUUCAUAUGGUUCUUCUUCAUCUUGCACCGAAAAUGACGCUUCCAAUGGUAUGUUCUCAAUUUCCGGCCACUCGGCCCUCCCAGAAAUCGACCAAAAUCCUUCGGUUCAUUCAAGCUUUUGCCCCUCAGAUGUUUCUCAUUUACAGUACCAGUCAGGAUUGAUAACAGUUUAUAUCAAUGGAGUUGCUACAGAAAUACCAAGAGGGCCACUGGACAUGAAAGCAAUGUUUGGACAAGAUUUCAUGUUGUUUCAUUCGUCAGGCGCACCAGUUCAAGUCAAUGAAUAUGGAUUUCUGAUACAGAGUUUGCAGCAUGGUGAAAGCUAUUUCCUGGUUCCAAGACAUUCUUAA
Messenger RNA from Fraxinus pennsylvanica, 756 nucleotides. NCBI's taxonomy places the organism in Eukaryota, Viridiplantae, Streptophyta, Magnoliopsida, Lamiales, Oleaceae. The record is from the annotation of a GenBank genome assembly.